This is a messenger RNA of Coregonus sp. 'balchen', 42872 nucleotides long. The record is from the annotation of a GenBank genome assembly. NCBI's taxonomy places the organism in Eukaryota, Metazoa, Chordata, Actinopteri, Salmoniformes, Salmonidae.
AAAGCUGUUGGUGAUGGAAAACGAGCCACUUUGAUACAACCAGAGUGGGCAAAGGUAAGCUAUGCUCCCACAGCCAUGUCUGAAUUUCCAAUGAGAUUUCCCUCAGUAGCUUCUCAAGCAAGGGUUAUCAGAAAAAUCUGAGGAUCAAACCCUCUGAUGGUGGGGAAAUUAAUACAUUUUGACUGAGAAGCUAGCUAGUUCUAUUGCUCAGAAAUGAAAACUUUAUUAUCAGUGUGGAAACGUUUCAUGAGGCAUGAAAUGUCUUAAGGAAACUUAAGUCUACAAAAAUGAUAUGUGGAGUGGUUGCAAUGGUAUGUUAAUGUCCACCAAAGUACCAACAUUCCUAAAAUGAUGAUGUCUAUGUGUCGGUGAAUGAUGGUAUCUUCCCCUGUGUGGCAGGGUCACUACCGGUACUGUGAGGCGUUGUUCCUCCUUGGGGAACACAAGCGGGCGGUGGCAGCCAACGAGUGGGCCCAGACUCUGUGCAAGGCUGACCCAGAGGGCAUGAAGGACCUGCUGCAGCAACAUACCAAGUUCAACAUAGAGAUGGAGAGCAAACGUCGCAGGGAAGAGGAGAGCAAAGGUAACAGGGAAACUCUCCUGCAGUCUUUAUGCUUACACAUAGAGGACCCAGGUGACCAACCUGAGUGCAGUUCUGUGGUACAUUUGGAGACCCUAUCUAGAACUUCAUAUUAAAACCAGUCGAUCUUUUAGGAAACCAGAUGAAUUACAGGGACAAAUUCUGGGGGGAUUGUACUACUCGGCUCGCGGUUACCGAGACUAAUUUGGGCCCUUGUAAAACUCCCUCCAUGACAAAUCAGAGGGAUUGUAAAACUGUCAUUAGCAGAUGAAUGUAACCCCCAACAAGAGCCUUCAUGCUAAGAAUGCAGCACCUCUUGUCAUGAGACAGAGGCAACUCUGCCAUAUGUUGAGUGGCCAUAAAUUGUGAUCAUAACCAAUAGUAAAAAGUGGGAGUGGCUAAUCCUAACCCUGCCUCUAUCAAGAAGACAUGAAAAAGUUCAGUUCCUUUGGGGAGCUAUGGAGAAGAAAUGUAUUGUUUAGGUUGUGGUCAAACGGAAGUAGUCUACCUUGUUAGUUACAAUGGCAUGCCAUUGGUUUACGGUAUGUAUUUCCUUUCAUUGCUCUUGUAAUCUGAGUCGUGGGUAGGUUGUGCUUGCUUUACCAGCUCUGUUCCUUCUUCAAAAGCAGGUUUUCCUCUUAAUUGUUCUCAAUUUAGAGUUGUUUGUUGGUAGGUCUCGUCUAGUUUUGCUAAAUCAUUCAAUCCAAGUCUGUAUGUAAUGUGUGGUUUCUUUUCAUGUAUGCAAACUGUAUUCAUUUCUAGUUGGCAGACCGAAUAAAACUGCAGCUAAGAAAGUUUCAAGUAAAAGGUAUGUACGGUACCUUACUCAAUGAUGUUUACAAACCAACCACAAUUAUACAUUUGUGGAUCAUUUAGAAUUUGUGUAACCAUUGUGUUUUACUGUAAUCUACAGAACGGACAGUACCACCAGAGCAGACACUACAGAGUCACGACAACAGACUGAUAAACCUGCCAGUAAGGUUGAGCCUUGCACUAAUAGCACCGCUCCUGAGAACAAGGUCAGUUACUCAGACCUGGCCCUCAACUUUCACUACCCUAGUCUAUGAAUUACAUUUAGGGGGUCCUCUUUUGUCCACAAAACAGUCCUCGCAAAGCGCAAAGAUUCACUAUGCAGAAAUUGCUCCACCAUUUCCUAGUUGAUAAAAUCCUAAUAGUACACCUAAUUUCAGUUUUUAUAUGACAAAUCAAGCAAGUAUAGUGUAGAGAAUCAUUGUACCAUCUAAACCUCUGUGAAAUAUAUUUUCCAUAACCACAAAUAUUGUAUUUUCAGCUGUUUGAAGCUGGUGUACAAAACCAAAAGUAAAAGACACAAAGAUUUAACUAAAGAAUGGUAUUUAUAGAAAUAACGCACAUAGAACAGAUCUACCACUUCUUAGACUUGCUUUCAAUUAGAAUGACAGAUCUAUAACUCACAUUUCUGUGAAUUUUUGGGUCGCUCAAAAAGUUACAUAUUGCAGCGUUUAAUCCAAAAGGCAGUUCAAGUACUGCAGCUGGUGAUUGCUUUGUCGUGCACUGAUCAGUGAGCUGUUUGAUCAGCUAUAGAAUUGACCCCAUCUCAUGGACAUUGUAAUGUUUCUAAAUAAAUCAUGUUGUGAGUAAUACUGUUGGGGCUGUUUUGCAGUCCAAAUAUGUAAUCCAUAAUGUUUUAGGAAAUUUAUAUUUCUGAUUAUCUUUUCAUGUCACCAAACCCAGUGCUCAGGAGUCAAGGUGGAAAGUCUGACACAGCCAGGUAAGUUUUUUGCUGCUAUUUCUGCUUUGCUCAAACUAAUAUAAAGGUCUUCUGUUAAGGUUGAAAUAAAUAGGAUCAAAUUGUUUAGCUAUUGAAUUAAAUUCAAUGCAGCUUUUUAGGUACCUCUAGAAAUGCUGUUGAAAAAAGUAUUAUGUCAGCACCUACCACAUCCUGAAUAUUGCCCCACCUGUGUUGAACAAUGACUAAUACUGUUGCAACGCUGAGAACAAGUUAAGCCAGUUGUUGUCUUGCAGCCCAUCAUAACCUUGUGGUUGUUUUGACUUCCCUGAGCUGUUUCUUUAAGAGCACAUAUCACCACUUUCUCCAGAGUUGCUGGUUUUGUGACUGUUUUCUUUGCUGAAACUUAUCGUUGCUAACCCUUUUCUCCCUAGUGAAAGCUGAAGGGGGAGCACAUUCAGUGGAUAAUGCAGAGGGGCCUAAAGAGACGAAAAGGUGAGUUUUAUGAUCGAUUUGCUUACCAGGUUUGUAAUACAAUAGCCUUACUUCACUGCCAGACCAACAGACCAGAGCUUCUGUUGAGUGGGGAAGAAAGUUAGUGCAGUAUAUUGAUCCCAAAUGGACCUCUUCAGUGUAACGCAAUGUUAAUUAAAGUUGGUGCAUAUGAACAAUAUGACAUCGAAUUAUGUUUUGGACAAACAAUAUAGGCUAUUUAUCUGAAGCAACGGAUCUGUUUUAUUUCGCAACUGCUUUAUUGAACCCAACCAAGAAUCUGAAUCGUUGUGUUAAAUUGUCUAUAGGAAAAGCACAUAAUGCACGUUCUUGAGAGGAAUUGUUAGUUGACAUUGGAAGUUCAGUGUGGUAUGUGCAUUCUUGCUUACUUGGUUAGUGCUUGAGGGUGCUAGUCAAAUAAUGUUAAAUAACUGCCUACAGUUCUGAGCACACUUUCAUACUUGGGUGAUUUCCUGUUUUUGGUCUGUCUCAAAUCAAAUUGUAUUUGUCACAUACACGUGUUUAGCAGAUGUUAUAGCGGGUGUAGCGAAAUGCUUGUGCUUCUAGCUCUGACAGUGCAGUAAUAUCUAACAAGUAAUAUCUAACAAUUUCACAACAUAUAGCCAAUACACACAAAACUAGUAAGGAAUGGGAUUUAAGAAUAUAUACAUAUAUGGACUAGGAGUGGGCGAUAUACCGGUUUGAUAGUAAAAACCGGUAUUGUGCCGCGCCAUGAUAUGGAUUUAGCAAUAUCAUGGAUACCGCGAUUUAUUCAGAAUUCAUAAAUUCGAAUUUUGCAUCAAUAUUUUUUUGUUCCAAAUUUCAACUGAGUGAUAGUACUAAGUAGCUACAUCUUUUUUUUUUUUUUUUUAUCCAACCUUUCUUGGUUCUUACGAAUAAAAGAAUGUAUGUUAAUAUGUUGACCUAUUUUUAUGAGCGCACGUCGCAUGCACUUGUUGCACGCAUGUAGUGCUAGCAACAAAGAAGUGUGCAGGCAGCUGCAGUUAGGAGGCAGGUUAACUAUUGGGGGAAAACUUUACAAUCCAGGAUGAGCGAAAACACAGAAAUUGAUGUUGCUCAAGAGCAGGAGGAUAAAUUGGUUAAGAAGAAAGGGGGCACCUCUGUUGUUUGGAACUGGUUUGGCUUUAAAAUCUCCGACCCCGACCAAAACACUACCCUAUGCAAGUUGUGUCGUCGUGUUGUCUUAGCAAAAGGUGGAAACACGACCAACCUGUUCAAUCACUUAAAAAACAUACAUGUCCGUGAGUAUGAACAAUGCACCAGAAUGCGUGAGACAGUAAGCCCAGGAGCUCGCCCGAAGACAAGCCAGACUCGCACUCAACAAUCAAUUAUAUCAUCAUUUGCUGCCGGUACUUGCUAUGAGAAGACGAGCAAAAAAUGGAUAGACAUCACAGCUGCGAUUACAAAUCACAUAGCGAAGGACAUGGUACCGAUUCAAACUGUGGAGAAAGAGGGGUUCAGAAAGUUGAUUCAAACUCUGGACCCAAGAUAUGAGAUCCCGAGCCGCAAAUAUUUUAGCCAAAAAUGCCUGCCACAGCUUUACACAGAAUGCUGGGACAGAGUUUACAGUGAGAUAAAUAACAUUCCAUUCUUCUCCACUACUGCCGAUCUAUGGUCAAGUCGUACCACAGAACCUUAUAUAAGCCUCACAAUCCAUUACAUAGACGGUGACUGGAAACUGAAAAGUAAGUGCCUACAGACGUCUUAUUUCCCAGACGACCACACCGGGGAAAUAAUUGCAGGUGGGCUGAGGGACAUACUGUCGUCCUGGGGAUUAAAAGAGUCGCGUCAAGUUUGUAUGACGACCGACAGCGGAUCGAACAUGAUCAAGGCAUUGCAGCUGAACAAGUGGGCAAACCUUGGAUGUUUCGGACACAGGCUGCACAAUGCUAUUGGUAAGUUUCAGGACUGUAGCCUAGGCCUACCCUGUAUGAUGCUUAUUAUUAAGAAAAAAUACAGCUCACAUCAGCCAUGUACCGUAGGCUAAAUCUAAGCACAUCAGAUUUGUAAAAUGUGUAACAGUUGAAUGUAAAUGCCGUAAAUCCUCAAACAAAGAUUAAAAGUUAUAUUGUAUUGUGAUUUCUAUAUAAAAAUGCAUUAUUAUUAAUUAUUAUUGUAUUGUGAUUCGAUUAUUUUUCACCCUAUUAUUUUGAUUUCUUAUUCCCAAUUUCCAGAGAGGAGUGUCCAAAACGCUCCCGGGCCACAGGGGUGUGCGAUUUCCCGGGCCACAGGGGUUUGCAAAAAGGUGGUUAGCACGUUCUCAUACAGCUGGAAAAAGCAGAAGGCCCUGAUGACAGCACAGAAUGAACUAAGCCUGCCCCUGCACAAGCUCAUCACAGAAUCUCCGACAAGGUGGGGAUCUCGUCUGAAAAUGAUGGAAAGAGUCCUGGAGCAGGAAAAGGCCAUUACACAGGUCCUGGCAGGGGACAAAAAGACACGGCACCUUGUACCUACCUGGCAAGACAUCCAGGUCUUGGAAUCAGUCACAGCAGCACUGAAGCCACUCCAGGACUUUACAGAUGCCCUGUCAGGAGAAGCGUAUGUGAGCGUGUCCUAUUUGAAGCCUGUCAUCAAUCUGUUAAAUGCAGAGGUUCUAAAUCUGAGCAAGGACGAUACAGAACUGACCAAAGAGAUCAAGAUCAAGGUUCUUGAUUACUUGAAUAACAAGUACACUGACCCUGCAACAGAUGAGCUGCUCUCCAUGGCUACCUUUCUAGAUCCAAGGUUCAAGACCAGGUACAUGUCCGCUGAGAAACUGGAGGACAUUAAGGUAUUUAUUCAUUUGUUCUUGUUUUAUUGCUUCAAAAGUAAAGCACUUUGGGCUGCAUUUUAUGUAUGAAAGGUGCUAUACAAAUAAAGUUUAAUUAUUUUCAUUUUUUAAGGUGAGAGCUGCCUCAGAGACCGAAGCCCUCCUGGUGGAGAACACAGCCCUGGGAAAAUCGUCUCUUGCAGAGGAUCACACUGACAGGGAGAAAGAAGCUUCCACUGCUCAUCAAUCAGGCAAGAAGCCCAAGAAGAGCCUUGGGAGCUUCUUUAAGCAGACCAGCAGUGCACCUGCCUCAUGUUCAGAGAGGCAGAUCAUUGAGCAAGAGCUGAAUAGCUACAUUCUGGCAACGGCAGCAGACAGCGAGUCUGAUCCUUUGGAGUGGUGGCGAUUUCACGGAUCUAAUUUUCCACGUGUGAGUUGUCUGGCAAAGAAAUACUUAUGCAUCCCUGCCACAAGUGCCCCCUCUGAGAGGGCAUUCAGCACUGGGGGCAAUGUGGUGACAUGUCACAGGGCAGCACUAAAGCCAGAAACAGUCAACAUGCUGGUAUUCCUGGCACGGAACUUGUGAAGAAAGUUCUAGUGAAGAUUUGUUGAUAUUGUUGAUAAUUGAUGGUUGAGGCUUGAAAGGUUUAGUUUCAAACGGUUAGUUUUUUACAUAUCUACGGACCGUAGCCAAAACAAACACACGUAUUUGAAUUUGUAAUUACCUUAUUUUCUUUAUCUCCUGUUAUUUUUUAUUUAAUUUUACUUAAUAUCUAAUUUAUAUAUAUAUAUAUAUAUAUAGGCCUACCUACCUCAUGUUUACGGAAUGCAUGUUUGCACAAUACAAAUAAAAACUUUUCAGGUCCAUACGGUCCAAUGCCUCACUCUUUCUGGUUAUAUAAGGUUCAAAUACAUAUUUUUCCUUAACUAAUAUAAUUUAACCAAGAAGGGAUAUUAAAAUGUGAUUCAUAUUUUUUUACGUCAUAUAUCGUGAUAUCAUAUCGAUAUCGUCUGGACAGUGGAAAAUAUCGUGAUAUGAAUUUUAGCUCAUAUCGCCCACCCCUAAUAUGGACAAGCAAUGACAGAGCGGCAUGGACUAAGAUACAGUAGAAUAGAAUGCAGUAUAUACAUAUGAGACGAGUAGUGCAAGAUAUGUAAAAAUUAUUAAAGUGACUAGUGUUCCAUUUCUUAAAGUGGCCAGUGAUUUCAAUAGGCAGCAGCAGCCUCUAAUGUGCUAGUGAUGGCUAUUUAACAGUCUGAUGGCCUUGAGAUGGAAGCAGUUUUUCAGUCUCUCGGUCCCAGCUUUGAUACACAUGUACUGGAGAUGUUGUUUCCUACCUUCACCACAUGGGGGCGGCCCGUCAGGAAGUCCAGGACCCAAUUGCACAGGGUGGGGUUCAGACCCAGGGCCCUGAGCUUAAUGAUGAGCUUGGAGGGUACUAUGGUGUUGAAUGCUGAGCUAUAGUCAAUGAACAGCAUUCUUACAUAGGUAUUCCUCAAGUAGCCAGCAUUCAGUUUGAAACAGUUGGAUAUAUUCAGUCACAUUUGUGUACUCUGCAAUUAACUACAGUAGGCUACUCGAAAAAGUAUGAAAAAUACUAUAAUCAGUUUUUUAUUUUCAGUCAAAUGGCUGAUAAAAAGAGCAGCAAAUCAGAGCCCAUCGCUUCAGAGAAACCGAAAGGGAAGAGCAGAAACCAGCAUUCAAAGGUACAGAUUUGUUCUUGUGACAACGAUGUCAUGAUGUUACAGCUCAGAGGGGUAUACUACAAAGCAGAAUCUGAGGUAACAGACCUAAAUAUUCUGAAAUAACUUAUUUUUUUAGGAAGAUUACCUUGGAAUGGUCAUGGUCUAACUGACUCGACAACCAAAAACACAAGUUUAUAGCUUUCAGAAAAUCAAGUUAUUUCUGGUUUAUCAAAGUUAGCUGACUAACUCAUUGAUCCUGCUUUGUAGUAUACCCCUCUGAAAUAGAAUUUCACAUUUGAUAUCACAACACCAAACAAAUGUUGGAUGCAUUUCCUGACUCUAAUUUCCUGCCAUAACUUUAACUUUCCCCCUCACUAAUGGUAUGCCCUUCAUUAUCAAAAUAUACUGUGGCCUCCCCUCCUCCCGCUAACCCACUAUCUCCCUGGCUCUGAAACAGAUUUUAUAUUCAUCCCAUUUAAUUGGGUCCUUUUUACCACAAAGAACAUGUCAACUAGGCUGAUGCAUGAUUUCCUGAAGUAGUUUUCACCUAUAAAUGUGUGUUUAGAAACAACUUUGCAGGUUAUUAGUGACUCAUGGAUACCCCUUCCCACUCAGAUAAAUUUUAUUUAUUUUUUUUAUUUUUUAAUUUCAUUUUUUGUUAUUUUUUUUAAAAAAAUUUUUGGGGGGGAUGGAUCAGCUUAAUAUUGCAGAUUGUAUCUUCUAUCAAUGUAAUUGUCUGCAUCACUUCCAAUCCCCCAUGUUUUUUUUUAUAUAUAUAUACUCCCCUUUAUUACUUUUCAACCCCGCCAUCCUUUCCCUACUUGGAGUAAAUUAGUGAACAACAAUGCCCAGGCCUCUACUUCCGAUCUAUACUUACUAUCUACACCUUAUGGACAGAGUUAAUUUUACAAUAAUUCUAUUAUAUAUAUAUAUUUUUUUGCUCCUGAACUACUUCUACUCUCAACCUCUCCGAUCAUUUUCAUGAUGUCCAUCCGGUUUGCUUCUAUAUGCCAUAUCUUUCUAACUGUGCUCUUUCCCAAAAGCUCCCAACAUACAACCUAUAUACUUAUUAUGGACACAGUAUGCUUACAUUAUUUACUCAGAUGAUCACAGUAUGCUUACAUUAUUAUCACUCAGAUGAUAUUAGGCAGAUCCGGAGACCCCAGUAUGCGGGACUUGCUGGUGUCAGCUGUGCAGGAUGCCCACACGGCCCUGGCCGACCAGCGAUGCCGCAACGCAGAGCAGGCCUUCUCCCAGGCCCUCGUCAUCCUGGAGACCAGCACACCAAAGGUACGGCACAAAGCCUGUCCCUCCCACCAUCAGUGAAACCAUUUAGAGAAGUGUGGUAAAGGAAGUGGGGCAACUUCAGCUCAAUCUGUACUCCUUGGCACAACCGCAUUCAGAAGAUAUGUGCAAUAGGAAAGGUGCAGCUUAACAGGAAACUGGGCUUUGUUUAGAGAAACUGUUUAGGAGGGUUAUUUUCUCACCCAAAAAUAAAUAAAUAUACACUGCUCAAAAAAAAUAAGGGAACACUAAAAUAACACAUCCUAGAUCUGAAUGAAUGAAAUAAUCUUAUUAAAUACUUUUUUCUUUACAUAGUUGAAUGUGCUGACAACAAAAUCACACAAAAAUUAUCAAUGAAAAUCAAAUUUAUCAACCCAUGGAGGUCUGGAUUUGGAGUCACCCUCAAAAUUAAAGUGGAAAACCACACUACAGGCUGAUCCAACUUUGAUGUAAUGUCCUUAAAACAAGUCAAAAUGAGGCUCAGUAGUGUGUGUGGCCUCCACGUGCCUGUAUGACCACCCUACAACGCCUGGGCAUGCUCCUGAUGAGGUGGCGGAUGGUCUCCUGAGGGAUCUCCUCCCAGACCUGGACUAAAGCAUCCGCCAACUCCUGGACAGUCUGUGGUGCAACUUGGCGUUGGUGGAUGGAGCGAGACAUGAUGUGCUCAAUUGGAUUCAGGUCUGGGGAACGGGCGGGCCAGUCCAUAGCAUCAAUGCCUUCCUCUUGCAGGAACUGCUGACACACUCCAGCCACAUGAGGUCUAGCAUUGUCUUGCAUUAGGAGGAACCCAGGGCCAACUGCACCAGCAUAUGUUCUCACAAGGGGUCUGAGGAUCUCAUCUCGGUACCUAAUGGCAGUCAGACUACCUCUGGCGAGCACAUGGAGGGCUGUGCGGCCCCCCAAAGAAAUGCCACCCACACCAUGACUGACCCACCGCCAAACCGGUCAUGCUGGAGGAUGUUGCAGGCAGCAGAACGUUCUCCACGGCGUCUCCAGACUCUGUCACGUCUGUCACAUGUGCUCAGUGUGAACAUGCUUUCAUCUGUGAAGAGCACAGGGCGCCAGUGGCGAAUUUGCCAAUCCUGGUGUUCUUUGGCAAAUGCCAAACGUCCUGCACGGUGUUGGGCUGUAAGCACAACCCCCACCUGUGGACGUCGGGCCCUCAUACCACCCUCAUGGAGUCUGUUUCUGACCGUUUGAGCAGACACAUGCACAUUUGUGGCCUGCUGGAGGUCAUUUUGCAGGGCUCUGGCAGUGCUCCUCCUGCUCCUCCUUGCACAAAGGCGGAGGUAGCGGUCCUGCUGCUGGGUUGUUGCCCUCCUACGGCCUCCUCCACGUCUCCUGAUGUACUGGCCUGUCUCCUGGUAGCGCCUCCAUGCUCUGGACACUACGCUGACAGACACAGCAAACCUUCUUGCCACAGCUCGCAUUGAUGUGCCAUCCUGGAUGAGCUGCACUACCUGAGCCACUUGUGUGGGUUGUAGACUCCGUCUCAUGCUACCACUAGAGUGAAAGCACCGCCAGCAUUCAAAAGUGACCAAAACAUCAGCCAGGAAGCAUAGGAACUGAGAAGUGGUCUGUGGUCACCACCUGCAAAACCAGUCCUUUAUUGGGGGUGUCUUGCUAAUUGCCUAUAAUUUCCACCUGUUGUCUAUUCCAUUUGCACAACAGCAUGUGAAAUGUAUUGUCAAUCAGUGUUUCUUCCUAAGUGGACAGUUUGAUUUCACAGAAGUGUGAUUGACUUGGAGUUACAUUGUGUUGUUUAAGUGUUCCCUUUAUUUUUUUGAGCAGUGUAUAUAUCGAUGUCAGUUUACUGUGCUAAUGUUUGUAGAGUAGGUCAAAUUAUUGCAACUUGGCUAGUUAAAGCUGUGUUUUGGAACGUGAUGUAUACAAACCCCUGUAGUCACAUGUUUUAGUUAGUCUGGCCAGCUACCAGGCUAGCUUGACUGAAUGUCUUUUUAAUUUUUUGCUAAGUCAGUUGAGUGAACGACGAGCCUUGCAAAUUGUUUGGUUUGGUGUGGAUUGGUGAGCAACUGCAGGAGCUAGCUAGCCAACACAAUUUAGCUAGCUUGCAAGUAUGUUUGCUAAUAUUUGCUAGCUUGCUAACAAGGUUACCUUGCCUGUUUUCAAAUACAGUAUCAGUUGCAUUAGCAAGCUAACUAGCCAUUGUCUAAUUUAGCUAGCAGCUAAUUCACUUUUUUCUCCUCCCCAGGAACUUGGCCUCUGUGCUCUUGACCAAGUUGUGCUGAUUUAUGGCCAUGCCUCAGCUCUGUUAGAGAUUGGUCAACCUGAGGUAAGAAACUUUGUGUGAUCGCUAGCUACCAAGGAAGGCUACUAUGCUUUUCAAGUGGUCCUUUGUAGCUCAGUUGGUAGAGCAUGGCGCUUGUAACUCCAGGGUAGUGGGUUCAAUUCCCGGGACCACCCAUAUUUAAAAUGUAUGCACGCAUGACUGCAAGUCGCAAAGCGUCUGCUUAAUGGCAUAUUAUAAGUGUUUUGAUAUGGUCUCAACCACAAUCAGGCUUUGUACUGUUUUUUCUUCUUCUUCUAUUUAGGAACUUGCUGAAGCUCAAAGGGACUUUGACAAGAUCAAAACCUUUGAAGAGAGGAAGUUUCAGUGUCUGGUUUUUUACGGCAUUGGAAAGGUGUAUCAGAAGGAGAACCGGUAGUUACAGAUGGGAUCAUGUUUAUAGAGCACUCUGAAAUUAUAGGUGCACGUCACAGGGUAUACUUACAAAUGUUUUUUUCCUCCCCCCCUGUAGAUUUCCAAUUGCUCUGGAACAGUUUUCUAAUUCUAUGCAAAUGGUUAAGAAGAAGAUAACACCUGGUAAACUGACUUGGCCCACCACAACAGCUAUUGUUGAGGAGACUAAGCUGGACUAUUUCAAGGUACGUUCUCAUUUAUGAUCUUACUUGGGUUUUGGUUCAAAUCAACUGUUGAAAUGAGGCAGGAAAUGUCAUUGCUUGCUGUGGUUUUGAUUUUGUUCUGUUUUUUAUUUUAAUUUGAACCCCAAACCAGGAGCUGCUAGAGGAAUCCAUAGAGAUGUGCAAAUUUCCACCUAAACCAGAUGCCAUUUGUCGGCAUCAGAAUUGCCAUGGCCAUUCCAAAAUGGAAAUCUACUUCACAGAUCCAGAUUUUAAGGUAAAUGACAAAUGUGAUCAACCUAAGUUGCCUCCAUGAAAGUCAGACCUAACAUGUUCACUAAACACUCAUACCUCCGUCUUUACUCAUAGGGUUUCAUUCGGGUGGUUUGCUGCCAAAGCUGCAAAGUGGAGUACCAUAUCAGCUGUUGGAAGAAGUUGAAAGUAACAGCAUUCUCUGAUAAGAAUGAAAAGGUAACAUCUAUUUGCAACCUUCAAGUUCAAGUGCACACCAAUUUUCUUUUACGUCACUCUUGCCGCUAGUAUACUCAUGUCUGUUUUUACCCACAGGAUUUCCUGCAGGAAAUUUGCUUUACUCCAGAAUGUGGGGGUAGAAUCUGUCAUAUUAAAAUAUAUGGUUCAACAGGGCUUGUCAAAUGUGAGGUAAGGAAUUUCUCUAAUGUUGGCAUGUUAUUAUUAAAGCUACAAUAUGUAACUUUUUGGGCAAUUCACAUAGAACUGUGUGUUAUAGAUCUCAUUUUCACUGAAAGCAAGUCUAAGAAGCGGUAGAUAUGUUCUAUGUGCGCUAUUUCUAUGCUUCCCGCUAAGUUUAAUUUUACUUUCGGUUUUGUACAACAGCUGAAAAUACAAUAUUUUUGGUUAUGGAAAAUAUAUUUAACAGCGGUUUAGAUGGUACAAUGGUUCUCUACACUAUACUUGCUUGUUUUGUCACAAACUGAAAUUAAGCAAACAAUUAGAAUUUUUGCAACCAGGAAAUGGCGGAUCGAUUUCUGCAUAGUGCAUCUUUAAAUGUAAUCGCCAUUUUAUAUCACAUUAAUGAGUCUAUUAUUCUGUGUCUUUAGUUUGUGUCUUUAGCAUCUAUUGAAAAACAUAGAGGUACAGCAAAAUUGAGAGUAAAUCAGAAAUGUUCAAGGUGAGUUGAACCAACAUUUUUGUGCUGAAGUUUCUCUACAUGUCCAUACCCAAUGCAAUUUAUCAAACUGCAGACUGAGCACAUCAAAGAUUUGUAUGUCAAGCAAAUCUUUAACCAAGGCAGUACUAUUACUACCAUCACAAUUGUUUCUGUAUCUUAAUGUUUUUAAUUUCAUUUUGUUUGCCAGUCUCAAGAAGUUGAAAUCCAAAGAGGAUCGUAAGGUCAGACGGAAGCAAUGUAGGCAAGAUGCUUCUCUGACUACGCAAGACAAGAAUGAUCAGAUGCCUUUGGAGAACCGGGAGACCAUUGUCGUAGAACAGAAGGGUACAGACAUCUUACAUUUAUUAUAGUCCACCAGAUGUACAUUCUCCUUUCCAAAGGAACCAGUUUCACUGACUUCACCCUUAAAGAAUGUGAAGGUGUGACUACUAAAUGCAUGAUGCAAUCCACAUCACUGUUACAUUCCAAACUCUGUUCUGACCACAUACCAGCUUCUCUGUCACAGUAUCCUCAAUUCCUAACUGUUUAACACCCUUCUCCAGCUUCAUCCCCCACCUGGCUGUCUUACGGGGACCGUGUUCUGCUUCAGAUCAGCGAUAGCAAGGAUCUGUUCAGGGACAAGAGCCACAACAUCUCUGUGUUGAUGAAGAACCUUAAGCCAUGGAUGGACAUGGACCGGAUCAAGGGAAGCGAACUGGGCAUGUCGUAUGCUGGGAGGCAGCCGGAGACGCUGGGGGAUGUGGUGGAGCUCCUCCUGGAAAGGAAGAACCGGGUGUGGGCCCGCAUCUUUAUCCACAGCCUGAGCGGCUGCCUGGACACCAGCCCCAAGCUGCACGACUGGGCCCACCAACUGGACAGCUCAGGUCAGCACACAUUACAUUUUCUCCUGGUAAUCAGGACUUCAACUUGUGUAUUGAAGAGCAAUGCUAACCUCCCAGCUGCAUACUUGUGUACCCUCACAACUAGAUUACUGGUUCUAUUCAAGUACUCUGCAGCAACACAAAUCGGCAUGACUUUAUGCUUUGUGCCAUCUUGGCUAAUUUCCCUUUUCCUCCCCUGAUGUACUUCACAGGUCUGAAUGCAGCUGGACUGUUCAUUGACCGUUAUGCAGACCACCUGGAGCAGCUGGACCUAGCUCCUUUGCUACAUUUUGCCCCCCUGCAGGACAUGCUCAUAGAGAAGUUUGGGACCAUGCCUGAGUUUUUUAGCCGUCUUGGCCUGACUGUAACGGAGUACCUAAAGCAGGCCCCUCCCCAGGAGAUGAGGCUGUUUAUCUGGACUUUGGAGGAGCACAGAGACCAGUACGCCUCCUGCCAUGCUGCGUUGGAUGACUAUUUUGAAAUAAUGGGUAAGCGGUUAGACCCCCACGCACCCUCCUUAACAGGGGAAAAGUCCCCUUGAGGCUAAAAUUGGAAUAUGUUGUGCUGCUGUUGUGCUUUGGUUCCUGUUUCCAGUUGUCUUAACUUUACUGUUCUUUCAGAUGGGCCUUGUUUAGUGAUUAAAAAGACAGAGAAUGAAAAUACAAUUGUAAGUAUUGAUUGUUGGAUGCCACACUGAAGCAAACUUUUUGUCUGUUGGUGUUGCAUUUGAACCAAGGCAUAUUGAUUUUAACUUUGACCAAUCAUCAAACUUCACUCAUUUUAUUUCAGAAAUACCCUAUUAAGACUAAGAACAGAAAUCGCAAAAAGAAGCAGAAGGAGCCAAAGGCGGUGAGCAUUAUGACUUAAACCUAAAGAAAGAGAGGCAAUUGUGUGUCUUCUGGACAUCAAUCUAAUUAUUUUAUUUUUCUCAGUCGGUUAUUGUCCUGUCGGGAAUGAGAGGUGGUACCUCAAGAGAGGAUGAGGACGAGGAUUUUUUAGAGGAGGACUCUUUGUAAGUUGUCUAAUCAGUAGAACACAAUCAUCGUUAAAUCUGUCCAUUGACAACCCCCAGCUUGUUCUCACCAGGUCAUAAUUUAUUUCGGCAGAAUGUUUCUUGACCCCAGUGACCCAUUCAGCGUUCCCAGUCAUCUUCGUGAUCAGGUGACAGAGUUUGAGGGACAGUACAACAAUGGCAGCCGCAGUAGCCACUACAAGAGAAUAUUGGACAACAACCCUGACCUGACUAAGGAGAGUUUGUAUGAGUAAGUUUGUACAAGUGUUUCUCCUUUGGGAAUUGGACAACAGGGUCUUAGUCUGCUAAAAAUGUGUGUGUGUUAUAACUUUUAUCAUGACUCAUGAGGACUCAAAGUCCAAGCAAUUGACCUGAAGUAUUGUGUUUUCAUUGUAUAUUCAGAUGUCAUGCUGAUCCAUAUUUGUCCUGUGUGUAUGGCCUCUGGCUCCUCUAACCUGCAUGUCUGCAUCUUUCCUCCCAGCUACUUUGCCCAGAUCCUGGAGGAGUACGGUCCCCUGAAGGCCCAGGACCCCCUGCUGGUGGGCGAGCUGGACAACUUCCCUCCCGACGCCCAGCAAAAGAUCCAGGAGGCCGGUGGCCUGAAGCCUUUCCUCCUCGAAUCGCUGCGCUUCGUCAUGACUGACAACCUCCUGGGCCUUAUGAAACACGCCGUGUCACUGCAGGAUGCCAACACUCACAGAAUGGACAAUCUGGACUUCAUAGGGGAUAUCCCCAACAGACUCUCCCUAAACCCUUCUGCUAUGGCGUUUCUCCCAAACUCCCAAGAUUCUGGAACUAGGGAUUAUGAUGAGCCUAUUGCUAUUAUCCCUGUGUGGCCUAACCUGGCCAUUGGAACUCCAUUGGACAAGUCAUAUGAUAACCAUGAUCCAAAUAACCUUGAGGAUCUUGACCUUUAUAUUAGAGAUGUAGAGGAAAAGGGAGUCGAGGCACCUGGAAAGACUGCAGCAGAAGUACAGGUGGGGAAUUGUCCUCAUUCAAUUUGAAAGUUUCUAUGAUCACAAGACCAAGUGGCUGCGUUUACACAUGUAGCCCAAUUCUGAUCUUUUGUUCACUAAUUGGUCAGAAGAUCUGAUGUGAAAAGAUCUGUGACAGGUUAAAGACCAAUUGGUGGAAAAAAUAUCAGAAUUGGGCUGCCAAUGUAAUGUCUCAUGUUUGUUCUUUCUGUAGGUAUCAACUUGUGUCGCCUUGAGUGAAGUGGCUGUUAACACAGAGCCUUUUGAAGGGAAUAAUGUGAGUUUUUUAAAAUACCUACAUUUAAGUCAUUUAGCAGAUGCUUUUAUCCAGAGUGACCUACAGGAGCAAUUAGGGUUAAGUGCCUUGCUCAAAAGCACAUGGACAGAUUUAUCACCUAGUCUGCUCAGGGAUUCAAACCAGAGACAUUGGGUUACUCGCCCAACACUCUAAUAAGCAUAUCGAAGCCUAAAGGCGUUAAAGUGCUUCAGUUCGGCUAGCGCCUAGCCGAAUUCGGUUAGACCACACCGAACGAGUGUGCUCACAUACUCCCUUAAAAGACCUUCAUUUGAAAAAACAAGAAACAAAAUCGGCAAUAGUACUGUUUGUCCAUUUUGACACACGCCGUAGCCAGUAUACACUUCCUCAAAAUCUCAUUCAUUUUGACGUUUUUGCCGAAGAGAUCUUAGUCGCGCAAUUUUACAGCUAACUAAGAUGUUUGGUGCAGUAUUUUUCGAUGAAAAAAUACAUGAAAACAAGUGGUCUCAUUGAAUCCCUACUGUUGACCAAUCACCAACGAAGGGGCGUAGACUUCGGCUCCAAACUUAAUCUUGCCUCCAGAAAAAAUAGUGUGCCCGAACAGCCGAGAGAACCCUCACUAAAGUCCAAAACAAACGUCACAAAAUGUCAUUAUGUAAGCACAAACUCUACCAAACUGUUUCGGCUGGGAAGCAUGUGGACGCCUUAAGGCUAAUAAAAGCCUACCUAAUAAGCCUCUGAUUCAGAGGGGUUGGGUUAAGUGCGGAAGACACAUUUCGGUUCAAUGCGUUGUUGUGCAACUGACUAGGUAUCCCCUUUCCCUUCCCUAAUAAGCCUAUACCUUUGCACCUAGUAUAGUAUUGUGCUUGAUCAAAUUGACCUUUUUAAAUUAUGCAUGUUUCCACGUUCCAGGGAGACCUGUCCAAGAAAGAGAAGAGUAAUGCAGAGUUUGAGCAGCAGAUCCAGCAAAUAAAGCAGGACUACGACUCUGUGAAGCAAAGACGCCUAAAGGAGAUCUCUGCCCUAGAAGGAGAGCUAGAGGAAAUCAACCAUUUAAUACAGGUAGGGAGGAGUACUCUCAUAUAUGGAGCGAUUUCAGUGCCAGCAGAAAUUGUAUUUUAAUUCUAUCCUUUUUUUAUUUGUAUUAGGAUAUUGAAUUUGAAUUUCAUAUUUUUGAAUGUUUAAUGCACAAAUUGAGUAAUUGAAUUAAUAAAUUGAACUUGUAUUUCAUGAUUUGAAACUGAAUUGAAUGAAUAUUGCAUUCAGUUUUUCAAAAUUCAAUUUAAAUGUAAUUGAAUAUUCAAGUUAAAUAUGUAUAUAUUAAUAUGGUAGAUAUUGCAUUCAUUGUCUUGUGUAUCAAGUUUACAAACUAUAAUUUCAAAGUUUCAUAUUCAACUUCUCAGAUGCAUUCAGAUUUAGUUUAAGUUCUGUUCUCUAAAUUCAGAACCAGAGACAACAUCCUGGUACUUUGCCAGCCAGCAAAGGUAGAGAAGAACAGAGACUCAAAUGCUCUCUGUGGUAAACAGACUUUUCUGAAGCCAUUGUGGCAUGUUUAAUUUAUUUUCUUCCUAUGAAUUUAGCUCUAGUGUUUGAACCGCUAUGGCUGUAAGCUAUCCUGAAAGCUAAGAGACUGGAGCAUGGAUGUGCUUUCUGUUCCCAUCUAUGAUGAUCACAGGCUGCGUUAGAAGGGAGUUCUAAUUUAAGAUAAUAAAUUAAAUGUUCCUCUUCCACAGAAUGCAUAUGUGUGUUUUGAGGCAGAAGUCCUCAGUUUGAGUCUCCAUAUGUGCUGAAUCAAUUGUGGUACUCGUUAAGCAAGCAGCGUGUCGUCCUUUACAUGAACUUCCUGAACAUACCUCUAUAGGCUUUAGCUAAGUGGGCUAACAGUCUUGUACAUGCAGGAGACCUGGUUUGAACCCAGUUAAUCACAAUAGCAAGAUUAAAUAGGGAGUGGUAUGGUGUUUAUUUUCAAACAACCAUACAGAAACAAAAGACAGAUGCACACAAAUUUCAACAAACAUCAAUGUUUGCUCAGACCCACAUGUUCCCACCGCAGCCAUACAUAUCACGUAUGUCUCAUAACCACACUCUCCUUCAUCGCCUGGAACUUUACAGUGCUUGUAGCACUCUAUGCCAUAUGGUGUCAAAUUGCACUGUUCUAUUUUUCUCUGUAGCCCACACCUUUUAAAUAUUUAAAUAAUAAAUUUGAUUCAUCUACUGUCGUAGUGAUGGAGUAUCAUUUGUUUUCCAUUUUUGAUAUAAAUGUUUUUUCAAAGUAAUUGACGAGAAAAGUAUGGUCCAUUGGGUAUUUCACCGCACCCUCAUAUGCCAUUUCUUGAAAUAUGCAGAUAGACGGAUUGAAAGUAAACUUGCAUUGUAUUUAAACUAUAUUCUUAUGGGGGCAAAAACAUAUAUUUUUUUACACUCCCUUAUAACGCAGCCUGUGAUCAUCAGAGGGGAUCAGACAGCAUGUCCAUGCUCCAGAGAGUCUUAGCUUUCAGGAAUGAUGUCACAAUAGAUCAUAGCCAAAACGGUUCAAAUGCUAGAGCCAAAUUCAUUGGAAGAAAAUACAUUUAACAUGCCACAUUGGCUUCAGAAACCACCAGAAGUUUCUAUUUACCACAGUGAGCAUUUGAUGCUAUCUGUUCUCCUCUACCUUUCCUGGCUGGCAAAGAACCAAGAUGUUGUCUCUUGGUUUUGAAUCUGAAUUUAGAGAACUGAAUUUGAAAACGAAAUCUGAAUGCAUCUGAGAAGUUGAAUAUACACUACAUGACCAAGUAUGUGGACACCUGCUUGUCCAACAUCUCAUUCCUUUGCUGCUAUAACAGCCUCCUCUCUUUUGGGAAGGCUGUCCACUAGAUGUUGAAAAGAUAAAAUGGCCACCCGGACUAUUUACAUUGAUUCCCCCCCCCCCCCCCCCGCUGCUACUCGCUGUUUAUUAUCUAUGCAUAGUCACUUUACCCCUACCUACAUGUACAAAUUUACCUCGACCAACUGGUACCCCCUGUAUAUAGCCUCAUUAUUGUUUUAUUUUUUACUUUAGUUUAUUUAGUAAAUAUCUCUAUUUCUUGAACUGCAUUGUUGGUUAAGGGCUUGUAAGUAAGCAUUUCACGGUAAGGUCUACACCUGUUGUAUUCGGCGCAUGUGACAAAUACAUUUACAUUUUAGUCAUUUAGCAGACGCUCUUAUCCAGAGCGACUUACAGUUAGUGAGUGUAUACAAACAAAAGUUUCAUACUGGUCCCCGGUGGGAAUCGAACCCACAACCCUGGCGUUGCAAACGCCAUGCUCUACCAACUGAGCUACAUCCCUCCCGGCCAUUCCAUCCCCUACCCUGGAUGACGCUGGGCCAAUUGUGCGCCGCCCCAUGGGUCUCCCGGUCGCGGCCGGCUACGACAGAGCCUGGAUUCGAACCAGGAUCUCUAGUAGCACAGCUAACACUGCGAUGCAGUGCCUUAGACCAUAAUUGUAUUUGCUUCCAUUCAGCCACGAGCAUUAGUGAGGUCGAGCACUGAUGUUGGGCGAUUAGGCCUGGCUCGCAGUCGGUGUUCUAAUUCAUCCCAAAGGUGUUCGGUGGGGUUGAGGUCAGGGCUCUGUGCAGCCAGUCAAGAUCUUCCACACCGAUCUCGACAAACUAUUUCUGUAUGGACCUCGCUUUGUGUACGGGGGCAUUGUCAUGCUGAAACAGGAAAGGGCCUUCCCCAAACUGUUGCCACAAAGUUGGAAGCACAGAAUCAUCUAGAAUGUAAUUGUAUGCUGUAGCGUUAAGAUUUCCCUUCACUGGAACUAAGGGGCCUAGCCCAAAAACAGUCCCAGACCAUUAUUCCUCCUCCACCAUACUUUACAGUUGGCACUAUGCAUUGGGGCAGGUAGCAUUCUCCUGGCAUCCGCCUGCACCCAGAUUCGUCCUUCGGACUGCCAGAUGGUGAAGCAUGAUUCAUCACUCCAGAGAACACGUUUCUACUGCUCCAUAGUCCAAUGGCGGCGAGAUUUACACCACUCCAGCCGACGCUUGAUAUUGCGCAUAGUGAUCUUAGGCUUGUGCGCAGCUGCUCUGCCAUGGAAACCCAUUUCAUGACGCUCCCGACGAACAUUUAUUGUGCUGAUGUUCCAGAGACUGUUUGGAACUCUGUAGUGAGUGUUGCAACUAGGGCUGUGGCGGUCACGAAAUUUCGUCAUCCGUUGAUUGUCAAGCAAAUAACUGUAGGUCUCAUAGUAAUUGACCAUUAAUUAACAAACACAUUUAGCAUAUCCUGGCUUCCACACACAGCCUACAAGCCACUGAUGCAGACCUUUUGGAACAUCUACAUUUGAUCAAGUCUAAUAAAUAAUGUAAUAUAGCCUACACCUUCACAAUAAAUCCAUUAUUUACAGUGAGGGAAAAAAGUAUUUGAUCCCCUGCUGAUUUUGUACGUUUGCCCACUGACAAAGACAUGAUCAGUCUAUAAUUUUAAUGGUAGGUUUAUUUGAACAGUGAGAGACCGAAUAACAACAACAAAAAUCCAGAAAAACGCAUGUCAAAAAUGUUAUAAAUUGAUUUGCAUUUUAAUUAGGGAAAUAAGUAUUUGACCCCCUCUGCAAAACAUGACUUAGUACUUGGUGGCAAAACCCUUGUUGGCAAUCACAGAGGUCAGAUGUUUCCUGUAGUUGGCCACCAGGUUUGCACACAUCUCAGGAGGGAUUUGUUCCACUCCUCUUUGCAGAUCUUUCCAAGUCAUUAAGGUUUCGAGGCUGACGUUUGGCAACUCGAACCUUCAGCUCCCUCCACAGAUUUUCUAUGGGAUUAAGGUCUGGAGACUGGCUAGGCCACUCCAGGACCUUAAUGUGCUUCUUCUUGAGCCACUCCUUUGUUGCCUUGGCCGUGUGUUUUGGGUCAUUGUCAUGCUGGAAUACCCAUCCACGACCCAUUUUCAAUGCCCUGGCUGAGGGAAGGAGGUUCUCACCCAAGAUUUGAUGGUACAUGGCCCCAUCCAUCGUCCCUUUGAUGCGGUGAAGUUGUCCAGCAUUCCUCCUCCUCCAAACACAGCGAGUUGAGUUGAUGCCAAAGUGCUCGAUUUUGGUCUCAUCUGACCACAGCACUUUCACCCAGUUCUCCUCUGAAUCAUUCAGAUGUUCAUUGGCAAACUUCAGACGGCCCUGUAUAUGUGCUUUCUUGAGCAGGGGGACUUUGCGGGCGCUGCAGGAUUUCAGUCCUUCACUGUGUAGUGUGUUACCAAUUGUUUUCUUGGUGACUAUGGUCCCAGCUGCCUUGAGAUCAUUGACAAGAUCCUCCUGUGUAGUUCUGGGCUGAUUCCUCACCGUUCUCAUGAUCAUUGCAACUCCACGAGGUGAGAUCUUGCAUGGAGCCCCAGGCCGAGGGAGAUUGACAGUUCUUUUGUUUUUCUUCCAUUUGCGAAUAAUCGCACCAACUGUUGUCACCUUCUCACCAAGCUGCUUGGCGAUGGUCUUGUAGCCCAUUCCAGCCUUGUGUAGGUCUACAAUCUUGUCCCUGACAUCCUUGGAGAACUCUGAUUGAUUGCUUCUGUGGACAGGUGUCUUUUUAUACAGGUAACAAGCUGAGAUUAGGAGCACUCCCUUUAAGAGUGUGCUCCUAAUCUCAGUUUGUUACCUGUAUAAAAGACACAUGGGAGCCAGACUGAUCAUUUCUUUGUCAGUGGGCAAACGUACAAAAUAAGCAGGGGAUCAAAUACUUUUUUCCCUCACUGUAUUUUAGACCGGUCUAAAUAAUCGUGACAAAUGUAUAUUUCAGAAGAACAGAAUAGCAUACUCUUGAGUUGUCCUGAUAUGGCUAUGCUAAAUGGCUGUGGGCUACACAAGUUCAUUUAGCAGACAAGAUUUGCUUAGAAUUCCGUGGCAAUAUUUUAUAGUAUGAAGAAUACAAUUGAACAAAGCUCCAAACAAUUUGAGGGGAAUGCGCACUUGCGGCUGUUCUAUGUUGAGCGUUUAACAAAGAAAUAGGUAUUCCUAUAUGCUUAAUUUAGAGUUGUUAAUGUAACUUUAGUUGUACAAACGUUGGGCAAUAUGUUUCGAUUUUUUAUACAUUGUAAGGCUGCAUGAUGUGACUAAUGAUUUGAAAAAAGUUGCUUGAAAGGCAUGAGCUCUGCUUAGUUUUUUGUGCAGGCUGUACACACUACAUCAGUGAGUCAUUCACAAUUUGACAAGCACUUGAUAAUGCCUAGAAUUUCACGGCGGCAUCCCCUUUGUGUGGCCUUAACGCACCCUAAAAAAAUAUAUGCCGUUUGCGGCCAGUGGCUGUUGUACCCUUCUCUCUAAGUGCUACGCGCUACAUCAUGUGAUCGGGUCAUUCUCACAAGCUACAAGUGACGACAGACACACCUGGGACGCAACUGCGCACGUCCUUAUCCAAUUCCGAGGGGCAUAUUGAAGAUAUUUGAAGAACUGUCCACAUUUACUUUUCAUCAGCCAACAAAAUGAGUAGGCCAAACAAACAGCAAAAGCACUAGCCUAUGUCAAUCUACUAUGCCCCAUAGUACAAAGGUCGACCUAUUCUGUGCGAGAAAUAAAUAUUCCAAACAUAGUCUGGGACAGUUGUGGGAUGCGACAGAUCCCAAAUUAAUACAACCACUAGCAUCAAAAAAAAUGUUUUUACGCAAUGUGGCUGACGCAACAGAUCAGAACAUUUUAGCUUAAAAUGUUGAUAAACUAUUAGGCUAUUUCUUCACAUUAUAAGCGCAGCAAUGCUCACAUGGCAGUAGGCUAUAAGCGCGAAUAUUCCAUUAGCGGAAAACACCAUUUAUCAAAAGUGACCGCGAAUGCAAUUAUGCAUGUAAUGCUUUUAUUAUAAAGGUGCAUUUUUAUGGUGAAGAUUUUAUUUAUUUAUUUCACCUUUAUUUAACCAGGUAAGCCAGUUGAGAACAAGUUCUCAUUUACAACUGCGACCUGGCCAAGAUAAAGCAAAGCAGUGCGAUUUAAAAACAACAGAGUUACAUAUGGGGUAAAACAAAACAAAGUCAAAAAUACAACAGAAAAUAUAUAUAUACAGUGUGUGCAAAUGUAGCAAGUUAUGGAGGUAAGGCAAUAAAUAGGCUAUAGUGCAAAAUAAUUACAAUUAGUAUUAACACUGGAAUGAUAGAUGUGCAAGAGAUGAUGUGCAAAUAGAGAUACUGGGGUGCAAAUGAGCAAAAUAAAUAACAAUAUGGGGAUGAGGUAGUUGGGUGGGCUAAUUUCAGAUGGGCUGUGUACAGGUGCAGUGAUCGGUAAGGUGCUCUGACAACUGAUGCUUAAAGUUAGUGAGGGAGAUGAGUCUCCAGCUUCAGAGAUUUUUGCAGUUCGUUCCAGUCACUGGCAGCAGAGAACUGGAAGGAAUGGCAGCCAAAGGAGGUGUUGGCUUUGGGGAUGACCAGUGAGAUAUACCUGGCGGAGCGCAAACUACGGGUGGGUGUUGCUAUGGUGACCAAUGAGCGAAGAUAAGGCGGGGAUUUGCCUAGCAGUGAUUUAUAGAUGGCCUGGAGCCAGUGGGUUUGGCGACGAGAAUGUAGUGAGGACCAGCCAACAAGAGCGUACAGGUCACAGUGGUGGGUAGUAUAUGGGGCUUUGGUGACAGACUACAUCCAAUUUGCUGAGUAGAGUGUUGGAGGCUAUUUUGUAAAUGACAUCGCCGAAGUCAAGGAUCGGUAGGAUAGUCAGUUUUACGAGGGCAUGUUUGGAAGCAUGAGUGAAGGAGGCUUUGUUGCGAAAUAGGAAGCCGAUUCUAGAUUUAACUUUGGAUUGGAGAUUCUUAAUGUGAGUCUGGAAGGAGAGUUUAGUCUAACCAGACACCUAGGUAUUUGUAGUUGUCCACAUACUCCAGGUCAGACCUGUCGAGAGUGGUGAUUCUAGUCGGGUGGGCGGGUGCCAGCAGCGUUUGAUUGAAGAGCAUGCAUUUAGUUUUACGAGUGUUUUAAGAGCAGUUGGAGGCUACUGAAGGAGUGUUGAAUGGCAUUGAAGCUCGUUUGGAGGUUUGUUAACACAGUGUCCAAUGAAGGGCCAGAUGUAUACAAAAUGGUGUCGUCUGCGUAGAGGUGGAUCUGAGAGUCACCAGCAGCAAGAGCGACAUCAUUGAUAUACACAGAGAAAGGAGUCGGCCCAAGAAUUGAACCCUGUGGCACCCCCAUAGACUGUCAUAGGUCCAGACAACAGGCCCUCCGAUUUGACACAUUGAACUAUAUCUGAGAAGUAGUUGGUGAAACAGGCGAGGCAGUCAUUUGAGAAACCAAGGCUAUUUAGUCUGCCAAUAAGAAUGCGGUGUCAGUGAGUUUGUAUCAACUAAAGUGGCCAAAUAACUUCAUAAAAUUAAGCACAUUAAUCCGCUUUACAAAGCGGUGUAGAGCCUAACUGGCAUACAUAAGCAGCACGUGAGUUUCAAGUUUGAGGAAGAUAAUCUUCCUCUUAGAUACUCCAAGAUAGCGUAGCAGUGCGGUCGUGUUCUCUUGUGUGUCCAUGUAAAUAGCCAGUUUUUUGUAUUUUACGUAUAUAUUUCCCUAUCACACUUUUCAUCCUUCUACUAAAUAUACUUUCCUGCAACCCGCCUCACUCAAUGCAGAAUGGAUUCUAUUAUUUACUCACCUUUAUCUAGAAUCUCCAGUUGAAACUAGCCAGCCAGCUAACUAGCUACUUGCUAUUAGCCGCCGUUUAGCGGUUUUCACCCAGAACAUCGGAUUUUCUGCCGGAAUAACUGAAUCACUGGACCAUAACACCGGAUCUAGCUAGCCGCAACCGAAUGGAUGUCGAAUGGAUGUUGCUGUAGGCUAAUCACCACUGCCCCCGUAACACCAGUUAGCCUUGAGCCUUGAGCUAGCCCCGGCUAUCUACCUCUCUGUCUACCGGACGGGAGUAGCCAGCUAACCAGCUAACUAGCUACUUGCUAUUAGCCACCGUUAGCGGCUUUUCUCCAUUGUCCGUGGCCUGCACUACCUACCAGCCAGCUCUAGCCUGGACUAUUAUCGGCCAGUCUGCACUGUCUGCACAGCGAGUUAUCGACCCAGAACCUAUCCGAUUUUCAUCCGGAAUCACUGAAUCACUGGAUAAUCGCAACUAGCUAGCUGCAACCAAAUGAACGUUGUUGUUGGCUAAUCAGCCUUGAGUCAGGCACAUCUCCCGGCUAUCUACCGCUCUGUCAACCGGACGGGACCUCCUAGAGUCGACACGGAGCCCUGCCGAUCCAUCACGACUGGUCUGCCGACGUAAUCGUCUGUGGUUUCAACAGGCUUCCCGUUGCGACGACCACGAAGAUCCAUCUGCUAGCCCCGGCCCGCUAGCACACACAAACUACAACCGUGCUUCCUGCUCGCUGUGCUGAAGCACCAAUUUGAACUGCUCUCGGACUCAUAUAUUGCUGUUCACUGGACCUUAUGAUCACCCAGCUGCACAGCUGAUGCCUGCUGGACUGUUCCUUUACACGGUACCCUGUCCUGUUUAUUCUGUUUAGCCUCAGCCCAAACUUUAUCGCCAUUACCAGUUGUUGUCUUAGCUCUCUCUAAUAACACCUGUGAUUGCGUUAUGCCUCUCUCCCAUGUCAAUAUGCCUAGCCUAUUGCUGUAUGGGUUAGUUCUUAUUGUACUAUUUCACUGUAGAACCCCAAGUCCCUCUCAAACUGCCUCAAAUAGUUCCUUUGUUCCACCCCCCAUACACGCCGAGACCGGCUCAAAUCGGUGCCUCCAGUGAUGCUAUCUCUUUCAUUGUUACCCAACGCUUAGGUUUACCUCCACUGUACUCAUAUCCUUCCAUAUCCUUGUCUGUACAUAAUGCCCUGAAUCUUUUCUACAACACCCGGAAAUCUGCCCCCUUUAUUCUCUGUACCCAACGCACUAGAAGACCAGUUCUUAAAGCCUUUAGCCGUAUCCUUUUUCUAGUCCUCCUCUGUUCCUCUGGUGAUGUAGAGGCUAACCCAGGCCCUGCAGCCUCCAGUAUCACUCCUACUCCCCAGGAGCUAUCAUUUGUUGACUUCUGUAACCGUAAAAGCCUUGGUUUUCUGCACGUUAAUAUCAGAAGCCUCCUUCCUAGGUUUGAGUUAUUCACUGAGUUAGCACACUCCGCCAACCCUGAUGUUCUAGCAGUGUCUGAAUCCUGGCUUAGGAAGGCCACCAAAAAUUCUGAAAUUUCCAUCCCCAACUACAACAUUUUCUGCCUAGAGAGAACUGCCAAAGGGGGUGGAGUUGCAAUCUACUGUAGAGAUAGCCUGCAGAGCUCUAUCAUACUAUCCAGGUCUGUGCCCAAACAGUUUGAGCUCCUACUUCUAAAAAUCCACCUUUCCAGAAAUAAGUCUCUCACUGUUGCCGCUUGCUACAGACCCCCCUCAGCCCCCAGCUGUGCCCUGGACACCAUAUGUGAAUUGAUUGCCCCCCAUUUAUCCUCAGAGUUCGUACUGCUUGGUGACCUAAAUUGGGAUAUGCUUAACACCCCGGCCAUCCUACAAUCCAAACUAGAUGCCCUCAAUCUCACACAAAUGAUCAAGGAACCUACCAGGUACAACCCUAAAUCCGUAAACAUGGGUACCCUCAUAGAUAUCAUCCUGACUAACUUACCCUCUAAAUACACCUCCGCUGUCUUCAACCAGGAUCUCAGCGAUCACUGCCUUAUUGCCUGCGUCCAUAACGGGUCCGCGGUCAAACGACCACCCCUCAUCACUGUCAAACGCUCCCUAAAACACUUUUUAGCGAGCAGGCCUUCCUAAUUGACCUGGCCCAGGUAUCCUGGAUGGAUAUAGAUCUCAUUCCGUCAGUAGAGGAUGCCUGGUUGUUCUUUAAAAGUAAUUUCCUCUCAAUCUUAAAUAAACAUGCCCCAUUCAAAAAAUACAGAACUAAGAACAGAUAUAGCCCCUGGUUCUCCUCAGACUUGACUGCCCUUGACCAGCACAAAAACAUCCUGUGGCGUACUACAUUAGCAUCAAAUAGCCCCCGCGAUAUGCAACUUUUCAGGGAAGUUAGGAACCAAUAUACACAAGCAGUUAGGAAAGCAAAGGCUAACUUUUUCAAACAGAAAUGUGCAUCCUGUAGCACUAACUCCAAAUAGUUUUGGGACACUGUAAAGUCCAUGGAGAAUAAGAGCACUUCCUCCCAGCUGCCCACUGCACUGAGGCUAGGAAACACUAUCACCACCAAUAAAUCUACAAUAAUCGAGAAUUUCAACAAGCAUUUUGCUACGGCUGGCCAUGCUUUCCACCUGGCUACCAACUACCCCGGCCACCAGAUCUUGCACCCUCCGCGCUGCAACUUGUCCAUGCCCCGACCUCGACCCCCGACCUCGACUCUGUCACACCCACCGCCUUCCUUAUUGGCGACUACAUAGACUUGGUUUCUCAAAAUGACUUCUCGCCUGUGUCACCAACUACUUCUCAGAUAGAGUUCAAUGUGUCAAAUCGGAGGGCCUGUUGUCUGGACCUAUGGGGGUGCCACAGGGUUCAAUUCUUGUUUGUUUUUUCAUGCUAUCCAGGAGGCUAUACUCCUGUUGUAAAGAUAACCAAUGUGCUUAAUAUUAGGAAAGUUGAGAAAUAAAUAUAGUAGGCCUAGCCUAUUGAAAGCUGACCCUCCUCUUGUAGUAGAGCCCAUCACUCUGUUUUCUCACACAAUUGUAUAGGCUCUUGAAAUGUUGCACAACAUGAGCUCAUGGGCUCUCAUGUGUUUUGAUUUAGAUUACAUUUGCAUUGAUGUCAGUGAUUUAUAGGAACAAUAGAGUGCUGAGUACCAGGAAGUUAGCAAGUUUGGUAGGCUACUAAUGACCAUCAGCAGCAUCAGAGCUUGGAGAAGCCUAAUUACCAUGACUAAACGGUCAUGUGGAAUUUGACUGCCUUCAUGACUCAUGAACCCCCGGUGUGGCGGUAAUAUGGUCAUGCAACAGCCUUAGUAGCAACCGAGGACAGACGAUUUUUACAUGCUUCAGCACUCAACGGUCCUGUUCUGUGAGCUUGUGUGGCCUACCACUUUGCGGCUGAGCCGUUGUUGUUCCUAGACCUUUCCACUUCACAAUAACAGCACUUACAGUUGACCAGGGCAGAAAUUUGACGAACUGACUUGUUGGAAAGGUGGCAUCCUAUGACGAUGCCACGUUGAAAGUCACUGAGCUCUUCAGUAAGGCCAUUCUACUGCCAAUGUUUGUCUAUGGAGAUUGCAUGGCUGUGUGCUCAAAUGUUAUACGCCUGUCAGCAACGGGUGUGUCUGAAAUGAUGACUCCACUAAUUUGAAGGGGUGUCCACAUACUUUUGUAUACAUAGUGUAUAUGAAACUUUGAUCGUUUGGAAACUUGAUACAAAAUGAAUGCAAUAUCUACCAUAUUGAAACUGAAUAAAUAAAUAAAUAUUUAACUUGAAUAUUCAAUGAAAUUUGAAAACUGAAUGCAAUAUUCUUUAAAGUCAGUUUCAAAUCAUGAAAUACAAAUUCAAUUUAUGAAUUCAAUGAUUCAAUUUUGUAUUUCAAAUAAAACAAUAUUACAUUUAAAUUCAAUAUCCUAAUAGAAAUUCAAAAUUGUGGAAUUCAAGUACAUUUUCUGCUGGCACUGAAAUCUCUCCAUACCCAUACUGGUGUCUGGAAGGUUCCAGGGCUAAGUUUCCCUAAGUACAGAUCUAGGAUCAGCUUCCCCAAUCCUAACCUUAACCAUUAGUGGGGAAAUGCAAAACUGACCCAAGAUCAGUGUCUAUGGGCAACACUUCACCCUACUUCUGUCUGGAAGAGGGCUGUUGAAACAAUGUGCUGUUUUAGUGUGGGCAGAUGAGCUCCUCCAUGAUGCUUUGCCUGGCGACUGAUGGUGUGUUUUGUGUUCCAGGUCACCCAUAUAGAGCUGGGCCUGUUCCAGCAGAAGCUGGAGGAGGAGGUGAAGAAGGACCAACAGGAGAAGAAAGAGAACCAGGAGACCGUGAAGGCCUUAAAGACUGAGAUAAAGGAGCUGGCGGAGUCACAGGAGAGGUAUGGCCGAGGCAGUCUACCCCUGCCCUGUGGAUAUCCAAAUGGGCAACAUGGGUGAACCAUGGGUGAACAUCAAAGGGACCUGUAACAUGAUCAAACUUUGAUUUUCGUUUUUUGUUAAUUUUGUUUUCCAUCCACAGCAUUUCUAAGAGCAUCCGUGAGAGGAACAAGGACUAUGAGACACACCUGAAUAAUGUCCUGGAACUGAGGUAAGUUAUUACAUGUUUCUAAACACACGGCAGUGGUUUGACAUGCGUCCUAAUGAGUGGCAUUUAGGUUAACAUGUCUCCAACUCUUCUGAGUGUUGUGCUGCUGGUGUGCUAAAUGUGCAGUGAUUCUUUCCCACAGUAACCAAUCAGCUGCUGAGAAGAUGAGCCUGGAGGAUGAGAUCAAGAGGUACAGAGACCUAUGUGCUAAGGCAACCAGGAGGUCUCAGGGAGCAGAGGUAUGUCUGUGUGUGGGUUGAAUGUGGAGAUACCUGCAUGUUCCUCAAUUCUUAUGCAGAGGUGUCCAUUUGCGUGGGAAGUAAGAUUAAGUUUCUCAUACCAUUAGAGCUGGAACCUUCUUUCCUAACCGAUUUACUUAAUUUUCCCUAGCUGUCUAUAUUAGAGAACCGGCGUGGCAUUGACCUGCGCUGCCUCUACAGGUCUCUGUCUGAAGCCAGGGCCAUCCUUGCCAAGCUCAAGGAAGUGGCACUCAGGUAGGUGUUGGUUACAUUAACCACAGGCUAGACUGAGGCCCUGUACACACAGUUGUAUGUUGUCUCCAGAACCAGUUUAACAGUUCCUUAGCGCUACACUGACUUCAGUAGAGACGAAGGGCCUGUUGUUGGUUCAAGGUCCGUUUCACAGCCUCCCCCCCUGCCCCCCCAACAGAUUCCCUUCCCAAAUUCUGCAGUCAGCCACAUAUGCCUGGGGAGCAUGUGUUCAAGAAGCGGAAGAGAAAGUCUGUGCAACUGAGGUAAAUAAUUUAAAUAAAAAAAACUAACACACAGAUUCAACUAUUACAAUACACCUUGGAAUAUAAAUUGGAAAGGAUUAUGUGAGUGCUGGUCCAGGUGUGUGUGACAGCUUUGUUGUCCUCCACAGGUGCAGUACCAGGAUCAUAUGGAGCAGGUGAAGAGGGGGACCAGGCUGUGUACUCUGCCCCCAGUGGCUGUCCCCAGCCCCCCGCGGCCCCCACCUGUACCAGUAAGAUGCAGCACAACUGGGCCUACUUUAAGUUUAGCAAAGGUUUACAUUUGCUGAUGUCUUUAUUUUGUUGUCCAUUCUGACAAAAACAGCAUGUUAGUUAUCUCUAUUAUGUCUUGGGGUUUAGUAAAAGUCUGAAUUGUAAGAGCUAUUUUGACUAUAAAUGCCUAGCGACUUGCUUUGAAACAGUCUUUGGCUAUUCUCAGCCUAUACCUUGAAGCAGUUUGUCAGAUGAGUGAGGCCUGUGUGUGGUGUGACCCCCUCUGUUUCUCCCAGAUCCACUCAGUCCCAGAGGUAGACCCAACCCCGUCUCUGGUCCCCCUCCCCCUCUGUCUCCCAUACCCCGGCCUCCCCCCUGUCGCCUACCCAGUCCUCUCCUCUGUCCCCGCCAUCGGCCUGGGCGUUCCCCUAGUGGCGCCAGGCUUGAGAUACAGCGCAGGCUUCACACUGCAGACAGGACAGGUGCUGGGGCUCCGCUUCCCCAUCAGAGGGCCCCUGGGGCCAGAGCAGGUAGCUAGGAACAGCGCAAACAUUCAGUGGCUAUACUGAACAAAAAUAUAAAUGCAACAUGCAAAUAUUUUACUGAGUUACAGUUCAUAUGAGGAAAUUAGUCAAUUUAAAUAAAUAAAUUAGGCCCUAAUCUAUGGAUUUCACAUGACUAGGAAUACAGAUAUGCAUCUGUUGGUCAAAGAAACCUUACAAAAAAUGGGCCUCACAAUGGGCCUCAGGAUCUCGUCACAGUAUUAAUGUGCAUUCAAAUUGCCAUCGAUAAAAUGCAAUUGUGUUCAUUGUCCGUAGCUUAUGCCUGCCCAUACCAUAACCCCACCGCCACCAUGGGGCACUCUGUUCACAAUGUUGACAUCAGCAAACCGCUUGCCCACACAACGCCAUACAUGUGGUCUGAGUUUGUGAGGCCGGUUAGACGUACUGCCAAAUUCUCUAAAACAACAGAGGCCGCUUAUAGUAGAGAAAUUAACAUUACAUUAUCUGGCAACAGCUCUGGUGGACAUUCCUGCAGUCAGCAUGCCAAUUGCACGCUCCCUCAAAACUUGAGACAUCUGUGGCGUUGUGUUGUGACAAAACUGCACAUUUUAGUGGCCUUUUGUCUCCAGCACAAGGUGCACCUGUGUAAUGAUCAUACUGUUUAAUCAGCUUCUUGAUAUGCCACACCUGUCAGGUGGAAGGAUUAUCUUGUCAAAGGAGAAAGGCUCACUGACAGGGAUGUAAACAAAUUUGUGGGCAAACAUUUUCUGGGAUCUUUUAUUUCAGCUCAUGAAACAUGGGACCAACACUUUACAUGUUGCGUUUAUAUUUUUGUUCAGUGUAUAUGUACACACAGUUUCUAUAUGUACACAAAGCUCCAUCUCCGCAAGCUAUACAUCUGCCCCUGGUCAGUUUGUCAAUGUGGUUCAGAACAUUUCUGUCGUAAUCUCGUCUUCUGUCAAGAUGUCUUACUAACCGGUUCCCCCUCGCUCUCAGAUGCUAUUCCAACCACAGGCUCACCAGCAGCUCCCUCGCCACCCGCUGCACAUGAGAGGCCCCCUCUAUGGCCACCCAGGGGUGCCCAGUGCCCCUCCGGCCCCAGCCAUGGCUCAGAGUGUUGCACCGUCCCCCGGCAUGGCUGGAGCUCUAGCUAGUGCUACUGCUAACGAUCCUACCGGCCAUUUCACGAGGCCUCUCCUUCAGAACCAGGCUCCCAGGCCACAGGCCCCACAACCCAACAAUGUGUGCGAGAGAAUCAUGGACCGCCUCAGCGUCAUGUUCCCUCACUAUAGCAGGUAACGUGCGCACACAAAUAGCAAAGACCGUAUGAUGGGUGUAUGAGAGCUGUAGUAUUCAAUACUGGUUUGUCGUUUCAGGCUCGUGCUGUACAAGUUCAUUGGGGAGAUACACACAGCCAACGGAGGCUGCCUGACCGCCCUGUCCUAUGAUGAGGUUAUCAACAGAGUGGCCCAGCUCAUCCUGGACCACCAGGACACCACCAGGGUAAGAGCCCCAAAGUAACUUGCACUAAGGACUAGGACCAUACUACACCUUUCGGCAUACGUCUUCGUACUUGCUCUAGUUCUGUGUCCCCUCUGUCAGGGAUAAUAUUUAUUUUUGAGAAGAUGUAGAACUACAAGGGAUCUCAAUUCAAGUAUUUUGCAAUGGAGAGGCUUCCAUUGAAAAUGUAUCACGUCCUCGGAUUCACAUUCACUUCUAGUUUAGAGAAUACCCACAACAGUUGGCUUCCGUAUGAGUAACGUGUGUAUGUGCGUAUCCAGGAGCAGCUGAGCAGUGUGGGUAAAGGUGACCCCGGGGCCCAGCUGUGUGGGACCCCUUCUUGCUCCGACUCCCCCGCCUCAGUCCGCUCCACUGGAACCCCUCCCACCGCCCACGUCUGGAAGAGAGUGGGCGCCCACGGACACUCCCAGGCCAAGGCGGUGAGUUCAGCUUUCUCUUCACACUGAUUCAUGCACAGUAAUCACAGCAGGACUCAACUCUUCUGGUCAGACAUGCUGGAUGUACAGACACAGAAGAGGUCAAAUUCAGGUCGAAUGGCCGCCGUUUUGCGAGCUCCAACCCAACUUUGUUAUUUUGUGAUUCUUUUGGCGUUUAUUUUUACUUUCUUUUCACAAUAUAUCUGCUAUCAUUUCUUAUAACCGAUAAUAACUUUUGAACAUCAGAUUGGCAGUUACUUACCUCAAUUCCGACAUCAACUUCAAUUAAUCUGCCCUGGGCUCUUUCUGUAAUUCCGACCCAAUUUUCGGGGGAACCAAGAGGAAACGCUGGCGUUGGAGGCAAGCGAGGGGGAGUCCUGGCGAGAUUAAGGCAAAGGGAAAACCAGCCACCUCUUCCCUCCAUUCUAUUGGACAAUGUACAGUCACAUGAUAAUAAGAUGGAUGACCGCGAGGUGCGGAUUUGCUACCAACGGGACCCUCGUAACUGCAAUAUUCUCUGCUUUUCUGAAACAUGGCUUUUGGACAAGAUACCCCCAAUGGCUAUACAACUCAAUGGAUUCUCCAUUCACCGACAGGACAGUGGAGUCAGGGAAAUGGAGAGGGGGAGGAGUUUGCCUCUUCAUCAACAACAAAUGGUGUGCUGACUCGAGCGCAGUGGAAGUCUCGACCCAUUGUUGACCCGUCUUGGAAUACCUGAUGGUCAAAUGGCAACCACUUCUACCUCCCCGAGGGAGUUUUCAGCUGUUAUUGUGACUGUUGUAUACAUUCCACCUCAAGACAAGAAAAAUAACAAGCUGGCACUUAAUAAACUAUACGAGGCUAUAAAGAAGCAGGAAAACUCGCACCCCAAAAAAAAUAAUUAAUAAUAAAACACAUUUGUAUUUCUUGUAUUUAAAAAAUUGCGCCACUAGGGGCUGAUAAAGUCCUAGACCACUAUUACUCUACCCACAAGCAAGCAUACAAGGCCCUCCCUCGUCCCCCAUUCGGCAAAUCUGAUUAUGACUCCGUACUCCUGCUUGCUGUUUACAAGCAGAAGCUCAAACAGGAAGGACCCGUGAAUCGCUGCAUUGAGAAAUAGUCACUAGAAUUAGACAUUAUGCUACAGGACUGCUUUGUUAGCGCUGAUUGGAAUAUGUUCCGAGACUCCGCCGAUAACAUUGACGAGCAAACCACCUCUGUCACCGGCUUCAUUAGGAAAUGCACCGGCAACGUUGUCCCAAGUGAAGGUUCGCUGCGUCCCCAAUCAAAAGCCCUGGGUUAACCGAGGUUGGCGCUAAAGGACAGGGCUACCGCACACAAGGCUAUCGCAGACAACCCCGAGGCUACGGCUGAAGACCGGAACAAGUACAAGAAAUCCGACUACGCCCUCCGCAGAGUCAUCAAACGAGCAAAAGGACAAUAUAGGAAUAAGGUGGAAUCCUAUUACAUUUACAUUUUAGUCAUUUAGCAGACGCUCUUAUCCAGAGCGACUUAGUUAGUGAGUUAGUUUUUCUUUUUUUAUACUGGCCCCCCGUGGGCCAAAUGAACAGGCUCCGACACCUGCCGCAUGUGGCAUGGCUACAGUCCAUUACGGAUUACAAAGGACGACUGAACAGUGAUCUGCCCAAAGAUUCCUCUCUACCAGACGAACUUUGACAAGAAGACCGUGCGUGACGGCCCCCACUGACCCAGAGGAAUGGGUGUUCUUGCUCUGAGGCCAAAGUGAGUAAGGUCUUUAAUCAGGUCAACACUCGCGGGGCUGGACGGUAUUCCAGAACUCCCUGUUCACCCACGACUGCAUGGCCACGCACGACUCAAACACAGUCAUGGAGUUUGCUGACGACACAAUGGUGGUAGGCCAGAUCACUGACGAUGAUGAGACUGCAUACAGGGAGGAGGUCAGUGACCUGGCAGUGUGGUGCCGGAACAACAACCUCUCCCUCAACGUCAGACCAAGGAGCUGAUCAUGGAGGGGAAAUGCUGCUCUUCUCUAUGCAUAAUUUGGUCUGAGGAGACAUUAUAAUUAUUUAUUUAUUCAUUUAUUUUAGGGGUUAGAUCGGCUUUAAUAUUGCAGAUUGUAACUUCCAUCAAUGUAAUUGUCUGCAUCACUUCCAAUCCCCCAUAUGUUUUUUCCUCGCAUAUAUAUAUAUAUAUAUAUAUAUAUAUAUAUAUAUAUAUAUAUAUAUAUAUACAGUGGGGAAAAAAAGUAUUUAGUCAGCCACCAAUUGUGCAAGUUCUCCCACUUAAAAAGAUGAGAGAGGCCUGUCAUUUUCAUCAUAGGUACACGUCAACUAUGACAGACAAAAUGAGGAAAAAAAAUCCAGAAAAUCACAUUGUAGGAUUUUUAAUGAAUUUAUUUGCAAAUUAUGGUGGAAAAUAAGUAUUUGGUCAAUAACAAAAGUUUCUCAAUACUUUGUUAUAUACCCUUUGUUGGCAAUGACACAGGUCAAACGUUUUCUGUAAGUCUUCACAAGGUUUUCACACACUGUUGCUGGUAUUUUGGCCCAUUCCUCCAUGCAGAUCUCCUCUAGAGCAGAGAUGUUUUGGGGCUGUCGCUGGGCAACACGGACUUUCAACUCCCUCCAAAGAUUUUCUAUGGGGUUGAGAUCUGGAGACUGGCUAGGCCACUCCAGGACCUUGAAAUGCUUCUUACGAAGCCACUCCUUCGUUGCCCGGGCGGUGUGUUUGGGAUCAUUGUCAUGCUGAAAGACCCAGCCACGUUUCAUCUUCAAUGCCCUUGCCAUUGAGUUACUGACGUGAUCUUCCUGUCUGGGUUGGCGCCCCCCCCUUGGUUUGUGCUGUGGUGGAGACCUCUGUGGGCUAUACUCGGCCUUGUCUCAGGAUUGUAAGUUGGUGGUUGGGGAUAUCCCUCUAGUGGUGCGGGGGCUGUGCUUUGGCGGAGUGGGUGGGGUUAUAUCCUUCCUGUUUGGCCCUGUCCGGGGGUUUCUUCGGAUGGGGCCACAGUGUCUCCGGACCGCUCCUGUCUCAGCCUCCAGUAUUUAUGCUGCAGUAGUUUAUGUGUCGGGGGGCUGGGGUUAGUUGGUUAUACCUGGAGUACUUCUCCUGUCUUAUCCAGUGUCCUGUGUGAAUUUAAGUAUGCUCUCUCUAAUUCUCUCGUUCUCUCUUUCUCUCUGAGAACCUGAGCCCUAGGACCAUACGUCAGGACUACCGGGCAUGAUGACACCUUGCUGUCCCCAGUCCGCCUGGCCUUGCUGCUAUUCCAGUUUCAACUGUUCUGCCUGCGGCUACGAAACCCCUACCUGUCCCAGACCUGCUGUUUUCAACUCUUAAUGAUCGGCUAUGAAAAGCCAACUGAGAGACCUGAGCCCUAGGACCAUACGUCGGGACUACCGGCCGUGGUGACUCCUUGCUGUCCCCAGUCCGCCUGGCCUUGCUGCUAUUCCAGUUUCAACUGUUCUGCCUGCGGUUAUGGAACCCCUACCUGUCCCAGACCUGCUGUUUUCAACUCUUAAUGAUCGGCUAUGAAAAGCCAACUGAGAUUUAUUCCUGAUUAUUAUUUGACCAUGCUUGUCACUUAUGAACAUUUUUGAACAUCUUGGCAUGGUUCUGUUAUAAUCUCCACCCGGCACAGCCAGAAGAGGACUGGCCACCCCUCAUAGCCUGGUUCCUCUCUAGGUUUCUUCCUAGGUUUUCGCCUUUCUAGGGAGUUUUUCCUAGCCACCGUGCUUCUACACCUGCAUUACUAGCUGUUUGGGGUUUUAGGCUGGGUUUCUGUACAGCACUUCGAGAUAUUAGCUGAUGUAAGAAGGGCUAUAUAAAAUAAAAUUGAUUGAUUGAUUGAUUGAUGGAAGGAGGUUUUCACUCAAAAUCUCACGAUACAUGGCCCCAUUCAUUCUUUCCUUUACACGGAUCAGUCGUCCUGGUCCCUUUGCAGAAAAACAGCCCCAAAGCAUGAUGUUUCCACCCCCAUGCUUCACAGUAGGUAUGGUGUUCUUUGGAUGCAACUCAGCAUUUUUUGUCCUCCAAACACGACGAGUUGAGUUUUUACCAAAAAGUUCUAUUUUGGUUUCAUCUGACCAUAUGACAUUCUCCCAAUCCUCUUCUGGAUCAUCCAAAUGCACUCUAGCAAACUUCAGACGGGCCUGGACAUGUACUGGCUUAAGCAGGGGGACACGUCUUCACUGCAGGAUUUGAGUCCCCUGCGGCAUAGUGUGUUACUGAUGGUAGGCUUUGUUACUUUGGUCCCAGCUCUCUGCAGGUCAUUCACUAGGUCCCCCCGUGUGGUUCUGGGAUUUUUGCUCACCGUUCUUGUGAUCAUUUUGACCCCACGGGGUGAGAUCUUGCGUGGAGCCCCAGAUCGAGGGAGAUUAUCAGUGGUCUUGUAUGUCUUCCAUUUCCUAAUAAUUGCUCCCACAGUUGAUUUCUUCAAACCAAGCUGCUUACCUAUUGCAGAUUCAGUCUUCCUAGCCUGGUGCAGGUCUACAAUUUUGUUUCUGGUGUCCUUUGACAGCUCUUUGGUCUUGGCCAUAGUGGAGUUUGGAGUGUGACUGUUUGAGGUUGUGGACAGGUGUCUUUUAUAUUGAUAACAAGUUCAAACAGGUGCCAUUAAUACAGGUAACGAGUGGAGGACAGAGGAGCCUCUUAAAGAAGAAGUUACAGGUCUGUGAGAGCCAAAUCUUGCUUGUUUGUAGGUGACCAAAUACUUAUUUUCCACCAUAAUUUGCAAAUAAAUUCAUUAAAAAUCCUACAAUGUGAUUUUCUGGAAAAAAAAUUCUCAAUUUGUCUGUCAUAGUUGACGUGUACCUAUGAUGAAAAUUACAGGCCUCUCUCAUCUUUUUAAGUGGGAGAACUUGCACAAUUGGUGGCUGACUAAAUACUUUUUUUCCCCACUCUAUAUAUAUAUAUAAUUUUUUUUUUUUUUUUUUUUCCUUUAUUACUUUCCAACCCCACCACCCCACCCCUAAUUGGAGUAAACUAGUGAACAACAACACUUAGGCCUCCUAAUUCCAGCUUAUACAUACUAUAUACAUUUUAUGGACACAGUCAAUUUUACAAUAAUUAUAUUUUGUUUGUUUUUACUCCUGAACUUCCUCUACCCUCAACCUCUCCGAUCAUUUUCAUGAUGUCCAUCCGGUUUGCUUCUAUAUGCCAUAUAUUUCUAACUGUGCUCUUUCACAAAAGCUCUCAACCUGCAACCUAUAUACUUAUUAUGGACACAGUAUGCUUUACAUUAGUUAUCUUGUUAUUAGUUAUUAGUCCCAUCCUUCAGCUCCAUUCAACACCUCCCAUCUAUCUUUCUUUUAACACCAUCCAUAUUGGAUUUCUAUUUGCCAUAUAUUUUAACUGUACUGUGUUGUUUCACAAAAGUUCUGAACACUUCUAUUCUCAUUGUUUCUACAGAUUGUGAAUUGAAAAUAAACAUUUUUGCUAAUAGUAUUAUUAUACACUGCUAAAAAUAAAUAAAGGGAACACUUAAACAACACAUCCUAGAUCUGAAUGAAUGAAAUAAUCUUAUUAAAUACUUUUUUCUUUACAUAGUUGAAUGUGCUGACAACAAAAUCACACAAAUUAUCAAUGGAAAUCAAAUGUAUCAACCCAUGGAGGUCUGGAUUUGGAGUCACCCUCAAAAUUUAAAGUGGAAAACCACACUACAGGCUGAUCCAACUUUGAUGUAAUGUCCUUAAAACAAGUCAAAAUGAGGCUCAGUAGUGUGUGUGGCCUCCACGUGCCUGUAUGACCUCCCUACAACGCCUGGGCAUGCUCCUGAUGAGGUGGCGGAUGGUCUCCUGAGGGAUCUCCUCCCAGACCUGGACUAAACUCCUGGACAGUCUGUGGUGCAACGUGGCGUUGGUGGAUGGAGCGAGACAUGAUGUCCCAGAUGUGAUAAAUUGGAUUCAGGUCUGGGGAACGGGCAGGCCAGUCCAUAGCAUCAAUGCCUUCCUCUUGCAGGAACUGCUGACACACUCCAGCCACAUGAGGUCUAGCAUUGUCUUGCAUUAGAAGGAACCCAGGGCACCAUGACUGACCCACCGCCAAACCGGUCAUGCUGGAGGAUGUUGCAGGCAGCAGAACGUUCUCCACGGCAUCUCCAGACUCUUGUCACGUCUGUCACAUGUGCUCAGUGUGAACCUGCUUUCAUCUGUGAAGAGCACAGGGCGCCAGUGGCGAAUUUGCCAAUCUUGGUGUUCUCUGGCAAAUGCCAAACGUCCUGCACGGUGUUGGGCUGUAAGCACAACCCCCACCUGUGGACGUCGGGCCCUCAUACCACCCUCAUGGAGUCUGUUUCUGACCGUUUGAGCAGACACAUGCACAUUUGUGGCCUGCUGGAUGUCAUUUUGCAGGGCUCUGGCAGUGCUCCUCCUUGCACAAAGGCGGAGGUAGCAGUCCUGCUGCUGGGUUGUUGCCCUCCUACGGCCUCCUCCACGUCUCCUGAUGUACUGGCCUGUCUCCUGGUAGCGCCUCCAUGCUCUGGACACUACGCUGACAGACACAGCAAACCUUCUUGCCACAGCUCGCAUUGAUGUGCCAUCCUGGAUGAGCUGCACUACCUGAGCCACUUGUGUGGGUUGUAGACUCCGUCUCAUGCUACCACUAGAGUGAAAGCACCACCAGCAUUCAAAAGUGACCAAAACAUCAGCCAGGAAGCAUAGGAACUGAGAAGUGGUCUGUGGUCACCACCUGCAGAACCACUUCUUUAUUGGGGGUGUCUUGCUAAUUGCCUAUAAUUUCCACCUGUUGUCUAUUCCAUUUGCACAACAGCAUGUGACAUUUAUUGUCAAUCAGUGUUGCUUCCUAAGUGGACAGUUUGAUUUCACAGAAGUGUGAUUGACUUGGAGUUACAUUGUGUUGUUUAAGUGUUCCCUUUAUUUUUUUGAGCAGUGUAUUAUUGAUCGAUUGACUGACUUUUCAGAUCACCCAUUAGUGCUAUCUGCAGGGUUAGCUCCAGGUAAAUAUUGCAAUCCUUCAGCCAUUCCUGGACCUUUCAAGCUACAAAUUAACAGUACCAAAACAAAAUAUCUAAUGAUUCUCUUCGCAGCAAAAUCUGCAGAGCUGGGAAGAUUGUAUCCCCCAUAUAAAUAACAUUCUAUUGGUAGCAAGAAUUUGGUAUAAUAAUUUAAAUUGAAAAAUUAUAAGUUUUGAAUCUGGCGUCGUUUUGCGUAUCAGUUCAUAAACACUGAGGAGACUUCUUUGUGAUCUUAUUGCACCUGAGAAAGCCCACAGAGCGUGUUAGUCACCACUAGUGCUGUUACGGUGACCAUAUCAUCGCCACACUGGCGGUCACGAGUCAUGACUGCAGUUAAAUUCCACAUGACCGUUUAGUCAAGGUAGCUAGGCUUCUCCAAAUCCGCGCUCUGAUGCUGCUGAUGGUCUUUAGUAGCCUACCAUACUUGCUAACUGCCUGGUACUCAGCACUCUAUUGUCCCUCUAAUCACUCUGACCUCAAUGCAAAUGUAAUCGAAAAUCAAAUCAAACACUUAAUGAGAGCCCAUGAGCUAAUGUUACGCAACAUUUCUAUAGGCUAUGCAAUAGCGUGAGAAUAGUUUUGAUGGUCUCUAUUAAAAAGAGGAUCCCAUCAGCUUUCUAUAGGCUAGGCCUAUUAUAUUUAUUUCUCUACUUUCCUAAUAUUAAGCACAUUGUUUCACUUUACAACAGGAGUAUAGCCUACCUGGCUGGUAUGAAAAUGAACCACAGGAAAAACGUCCUCCAUUCGCUAUUUAAGUGUAUAGAUGACAUGUCUUUUUUUUCCUCUGCCCGUCCCUGUUCUGAGACAGGUGCAUGAUAAUGGUCCAUUCUAAAUCAAAACUAAUUUCACACAUUAUUUAGUAUAUUUAAAGACCAGAUUAGUCUGAUGGUUGACAGUAUCACUUGUGAAUGAUGCCCAGCGUUUGCAGUAAGGCAAGAAACAGCGCAUGCCUCUUUUUCUCAACUUUUUCAAAUCAUAGAAGCACACCUCAUGUAGCCUAGCCCGUAGGCACAUAUGUUUGUAUCACAACUAAAGUGGCCAAAUAUCUUUAUUAAAAUUAAGCACAUUAAUCCGCUUUACAACUAGUGUAGAGCCUAACUGGCAUACAUAGGCGGUGCAUGAGUUUCAAGUUUCACCAUAAAAAUUCACCUUUUAUAAUAAAGCAUUCCAUGCAUAAUCACAUUUGAGAAGUGUUUUUCUGCUUAUUGAUUGCAUUUUGGAACAUUCGCGUGUAGCCUACUGCCGUGUGCACAUUCCUGCGCUUAUAAGUGAAGAAAUGGCCUAAUUCAACAUUUUAAGCUAAAUGUUCUUAUCUGUUGCAUCAGCCUCAUUGCUUUUUAAAAGGUUUUUUGAUGUGAGUGGUUGUAUUAAUUUAGGAUCUAUCACGUCCCACAACCGUCCCAGAGUAUAUUUGGAAUAUUUAUUUCUCGCACAGAAGGACAAGUUGACCAAUAGAAUAUGUCAACUUUUGUACUAUGGGGGAUGGUAGAUUGACAGAGGCUAGUGCUUUUGCUGUUCGUUAGGCCUACUCAUCUUGUUGGCUGACGAAAAGUAAAUGUGUACAGUUCUAACAUCUUCAAUAUGCACCUCUGAAUUCAAUAAGGUUGCGUCCCCGAUGUGCCUGUCUUCACCUGUAGCCUAUUUCGGAGCUGAGAUGCCUGUGUGAAGGACCCGAUCACGUGACUUGCUUUGGCUAAUAAGAAUUGAGAUAUGUGAGUGAGAGGUGCUUCAGAGCAUGGUGAUUGGCAGCCGGGAGAAGGGAAUUAUAAUUAUUAUAUUCAGCCCAAGGGCAAAAUGGGUACUUUGGCCGCAAGGAAUGGAUUUUUUUUUUUAGGGGGCAUUACGACCACACAAGGGGAUGAUGUUGGGAAAUCCAAGGCCUGGUGAGAAUAUUAUGUGCUUGUCAAAUUGUGAAUUAGAGACUGAUGAAGUGUGUGCAGCCUGUGCAAGAAACAAAGCCGAGCUCAUGACUUUUAAUUCAACUUUUUUCAAAUGAUCAUUAGUCGCGUCGUGCAGCAUUAGAAUGUAUUACAAUUCAAAACAUAUAGCCCAAAGUUUGUAUCACAACUGAAGUUGCAUAAAUAACUCUAAAUUAAGCAUAUAGGAGGACCUGUUUCUUUGUUAACCGCUAAACACAUAAUAGCCGCAUGUGCACACUCCCUUGGAAAUCAUUUGGAGAAAAUAUCCUUUCUAUUUUAUUCAGGUAUGUUUAGUUGUAUUCUUCAUACUGUCAAAUAAUGCCACGGGAUUCUAAGCAAAUCUUGUCUGCAAAAUGAACUAGUGUAGCCCACAGCCAUACGUCAUAGCCAGAUCAGGGCCUAACAUAAGGAUAACUCAGAGUAUGCUAUUCUGUUCUUCUGAAAUAGACAUUUAGACCGGUCUAAAAUAAUGCAUUUAUUAGCCUUUUUAAAAUGUGAUGUUCCAAAGGUCUGCAUCAGUGGCUUGUAGGCCAGGAGAUGCUAAACGUGUUUGUUAAUUUGGUCAAUUACCGUGAGACCGGCAGUUAUUUACUUGACAAUCACCGGCUGACAAUUUAUGACCGCCACGGCCCUAGUCGCCACUAGCAUACCCUUGAGGGUGUAUUUACGGAUGUAGGCUAAAAGCCUAUGCAGGGACUUUGGAUCUAUUCCCAGAAUUGGACCACAGAGACUAAGCAUCGACGGGCUGCAGUGGAGCGGGUCGAGAGCUUAAUGUUCCUCGGUGUCCAAAUCACUAAGGACUUAAAAUGGUCCAAACGCUCAGUCUUGAAGGCGCGACAGCGCCUCUUACCCCUCAGCAGGCUGAAAUGUUUCGGCAUGGGCCCUUAAAUCCUCAAGAAGUUCUACAACUGCACCAUUGACAGCAUCUUUACUUGCUGCAUCACUACUUGGUAUGGCAACAGCACCGCCCUCGAUCGCAUGGCGCGACAGAGGGUGGUGCGGACAGCCCAGUACAUCACUGGGGCCAAGCCCCCUACCAUCCAGGACCUCCAUCAGGCAUUGUGAAAGGAAGGCCCAGAAAAUCGUUAAGACUCCAGCCACCCAAGACGGACUGUUCUCUCUGCUUUCGGGUACCGGUGCAUCAAGUCUGACACCAAUAGGCUCCUGAACAGCUUCUACGCAUAUACAAUCAUAUACGCUGCUGCUACUUUAUCAUAUCAUGAUGCCUAGUCACCUUACCCCUAUACAUAUCUACCUCUACCACUCCAGUAUCCCAGCACAUUGUAAAUAUGGUGUUGGAACUGACCCUGUAUAUGUCUUGCUUGCUUCUCGUGUUCUUCUUUUUAUUUCUCGUGUGUUUUUGUACAACCUUAUGUUAUUUUUAAUACUACAUUGUUAGGUUUAGAGCUUGCAAUAAAGGCAUUUCUCACUCUACUUGUGCACGUGACAUUUAAAGACUUACCUUUUUAUUGAUUCUGGUCUGUGUCUUGUACAGCUGAACAUGGAGGAUCCCUGUAUCAUCUGCCAUGAAGACAUGUCCCAGGAGGACCUGUGUGUGCUGGAGUGCAGACACAGCUUCCACAGAGAGGUAAGGCCACCUUCAUCACACCGAUAAGUAGUCUGCAACUGAGUUUGCCCAGCGCUUUUAUGUGGCCCUGUGGUUAUUUAGGGCUAGCAGAACACAGGAAUUUGACAUUUCUGUUUUGAUCAGUCUCUAUUUAUACCACAGCUUUCUUUUCAUCUCCCCUUCUCUCUGUCGCUUUCUCUAGUGUAUUAAGUCAUGGCUGAAGGAGCAGAGCACCUGUCCCACCUGCAGAGAGCACGCUCUCCUGCCCGAGGACUUCCCUCUGCUGCCUGGCAGAAUCCGCAGGGGCCACACGCCCGCCUUCUCC